This is a messenger RNA of Somion occarium, 2672 nucleotides long. NCBI's taxonomy places the organism in Eukaryota, Fungi, Basidiomycota, Agaricomycetes, Polyporales, Cerrenaceae. The record is from the annotation of a GenBank genome assembly.
UUAUACAUCACUACAUACCGUAGGGCUCUUUGGCAGGCUUCCGUUUGUGUCGUUCUCUCGUGCCGGGCCAACGAGACACUCGGGCCUUGGAUAAGACAUCUCUUCCGCGAGAUCGACGAUAGGGAAGGUCUGGGUCACAGAGGUCGGAGCCAGGCUAGGACUGGGAAUGCGUGCAUUGGAGGGCCCAGCGACAGGAGGGUUGAUGACUGAGGUGUGCUCCGCAGCGUCCAUGAUAGCUGCAGACGACGGAUGCCGUCCAAGCAUCCCAUUCGAACUUUGAGGUAAUGGUUUAUCUGCUGCCACAGUGUCUUGGACAACAGAAACCUUUCUCCUCUUCUUUCGACGUUUCUUUUUGUCUCUGCCACUCUUUGGCGUCUCCUCUUCUGGUUUCGUGGCUACAAUGGCAGAAGACGGAAGAGCACGUCUGACAGGUGAAAGAGUAUGAUUCCUUGAGACUAUGAUUUCGUUUUCUUCACCAUCAACACUUGUAUCCGAGGAAGCUGACAACCUCCUCUUCCUGGAGCUCCCGACUCCAAAGUCUUGCGAUGCUGGCAUUGGCGAACGCGAAGUUGAGGGCAUUUUUUUUUUGGCAACAGCAAAUGGUCUAGGUUAUGUUUUUGUUUAAAGACCUGAGAAUCAAGUCAGUCAGAAGUGCGCGCAAGCUGAGGGCGGGGGUAUUGUGGUGGUUGUUCGCAAAGCAGCCGAACGCGUCUUGCCAAAGUAGUAUCACACAAGCGCUUACGUAGAGCACACGUCCCUAAAAGAUUCAUACUUAGUCUACCGGCUCGUCUCCUUGCGCUCUUUCUUCUCCAGUAACUAGGUGCAUGAUUGAUUCACCCGGUGGUGGUACUUACGCAGUAAAGCCACUGUGUCGCGCGUUAUGAACUACUUCACAGGCACCGACUUUCUGCCCAAGCUGGAUGAACACGCCUUCGGUCUCUCGCAUCCUCAGGAAAUUCUCAUCCACACCGAGGAUUCAGAUGAACCAGAUGGCCCGGAGACGUUCUUGCUUCCGAAAUACGCACCAUUAUCUUCGCAGCCACAGAAGGCGGUUGGCAAUUCCUUCGGCUUGGAGGACAUUAUUGAGGUCGACGAACAUCCUAUGCUCUGGACCCACCCCGAAGAGGAGUACUCUUCACACUUGCAAAGGAGCCCAAAUCAGCACUCCUACUUUUAUUCUCGCGCACAUUCCAAUCACGAACGCACUAGUACUAUGCGCUCGCCCUCGCUUCCUAUGUUCUGCCCACACACUUCUUCUACUCAUCCUCGGAGAAGAGACAGAAAACAUAGCCCAUCGUGGUUUGGUUCUUCAGUACAACCACUUCUGACUUCUCUGUCUUCUCCCUUGCUCAGGCGUGUUCGCUUGGCCAAUUCUCAGGCUCUUUGGCUUGCGUUAUACUUUGCUUUCAACCUACUUCUCACUCUUUCAAACAAGUCUGUCUUGAUUGACUUUCCCUUUCCGUAUACUAUGACUGCCCUUCACGCUCUUUGUUCUACCUUCGGCGGAUUUACUCUGCGCUGGCGCGGCUAUUAUACCUCUAAACCCUUGAAGUUCCGUCAAGAGAUGGUCUUGGCCGCUUUCAGCGUAUUAUAUGCUGUGAAUAUAGCUGUCAGCAACGUCUCAUUGAACAUGGUCACUGUGCCCUUUCACCAAGUUGUUCGGGCAGUCACGCCAGUGUUCACGAUCAUACUCUCGGCUGUCCUCCUCGAUGCCCGAACCGCACGGAUGAAGGUCACAUCGCUGGCACCUCUGAUUCUUGGCGUUGCUUUCGCAACGUAUGGUGAUUACUACUUCACCACAUGGGGUCUCUGUUUGACCUUGCUCGGAACAGUACUGGCAGCCCUGAAAACAAUAUACACGAACAUCCUGCAGUCAUCUACGCACAUCACUCCGGCUUCACCUAUCCUUCUCAAGUCAAUUCCAACGCUAUUCGCGCUCAGACGAUAUCUUAUCCCGCCCACUUUGGGCCUGCAUCCUCUAGACCUCCUCAUGCGCAUGUCACCUUUGGCGUUCAUUCAAUGUGUCAUUUAUGCUCAAGUUACUGGCGAGCUUGACCGGCUGAGGCAUUUUGGUCGUCCGUACGGUUUCGAUGGUCUUGCUAGUGUUUCACAUGAAUCCUAUAUGAACAGCACACAGACGUCAAGCAACUAUUUGGCUCAGGCUUUGGACUAUCCGGGACCUCUCAUUGGUGGGCUAAGCUGGUCGCACAUCUUGGUCCUGCUGGUCAAUGGGGGCGUUGCGUUUGGUCUCAACGUUGUCAGCUUCACCGCAAAUGGAAAAGUCGAAUAAGGGUCUUAUGCUUUGUGUAUACAGCGAACGUUAAGCAGGUCUUAACGAUUCUGUUCGCCGUGUCUAUGUUCAACUUGACGAUCACACCAACCAAUGCCGUGGGCAUCAUUCUCACAUUAUUGGGUGGAGCGUGGUAUGCGACCGUCGAAUACACAGAAAAGAAAGCUCGAUCGACGAGGAGAUGAAUAGAGAACGAAAUUUUGUAUAGAGCGUUCACGACAGCCUACAUUGUAUCCUAUAGUACAUGUCUUUUCCCCCCUAUAUUGUCACUGUGAUUGUAUAUCUCCAACGUGCUGCUAAAUGCCCUGGUGAUAGCGAUAGAUACAUGAUAAACUUGUCUAUGAGAUGUAUACCAAUGUCCUUAAGUUGGCUUGGGUAAGGC